Molecule: messenger RNA, 1957 nt
Organism: Phalaenopsis equestris
Lineage: Eukaryota; Viridiplantae; Streptophyta; Magnoliopsida; Asparagales; Orchidaceae
Product: SWI/SNF complex component SNF12 homolog
Exons: 3
Coding region: 177-1718 (513 amino acids)
Biological process (GO): regulation of transcription by RNA polymerase II
Cellular component (GO): nucleus; SWI/SNF complex
Source: RefSeq, a predicted model, not a curated record
AGCCCGAGCAGAAAAUGCGACCAUUAUAGGAGGCGGUCCAGUCCAAACCCUGUCGUCCACGACUGCUCUUCUCGGCUCGCACUGCCCUCCAGAUGCGAAGAGCCAGACUCUCCCCGAAGAAAUCUGCACUUCCUCCUUGAAGCUUCUAGGGUUCUCAAAUCAACUCUUUACCCUCCAUGUCGUCAAACAAUCUCAACAACACCAACCUUACUCGACCCAUCGCCGGUUCACCACUUGCCGUUGGCAUGUCCUCUUCUCCUGCAACUCCGCUUCCCCAUCUCCGCCCACCUCCCCAACCCCAACCCCCUUCAGCCUCCCCUUUCCAAAACUUUUUCCAGCCACAAUCCCUGCAAUCCCACCUUGCCUCCCAGUCUCAGGCAUCCAUGCUCGGUCCCGGUGCCUCUGCCUCAUCCCCUGCACUCUCUGGCGGUCCCAAAAGGCCCCCUCAAAAGCCUCCACCUCGUCCUGCACUGCCUGCAUCAUCCACCGCUGCUGUUCAGAGCUUCAAGUCUGCAGAACUGGCUCCAGCCAUUCGCCGUAAGAAAAGGAAGCUACCUGAGAAGCAUUUACCCGAUAGAGUCGCGGCGCUGCUGCCAGAAUCGGCUCUCUAUACCCAGCUGCUUGAAUUUGAGGCACGGAUUGAUGCUGCCCUUGCAAGGAAGAAGGUUGAUAUUCAGGAAUCCUUGAAAAGCCCACCUACAUUGCAGAAAACCCUUAGGAUUUAUGUUUUCAAUACUUUUUCGAAUCAGAAUAGGUUGGGUUUGGAUCCCAAGAAUGCUGAGCCGCCUUCUUGGUCUCUCAAGAUCAUUGGAAGGAUUCUAGAGGAUGGGGUUGAUCCCAAUUCUUCAGAGGCUUUGGCUAAUCCAAACCCUGCAUUCCCAAAGUUCUCAUCCUUUUUUAAGAGAGUUACUAUUGGUUUAGAUCCCAUGCUUUACCCAGAGAAUCCAACAAUUAUUUGGGAGAAUGCAAGGUCCCCUGCUCCUCAUGAGGGUUUUGAGGUUAAGAGGAAAGGGGACAAGGAAUUCAAUGUGAAUAUACGGCUUGAAAUGAGUUAUAAUCCGGAGAAAUUCAAGUUAUCUCCUCCAUUGAUAGAGGUUCUUGGCAUUGAGGUGGACACUAGAUCUAGAAUUAUAGCAGGGAUAUGGAACUAUGUUAAGGCUAAGAAGCUGCAAAACCCUAGUGAUCCUUCAUUCUUCUCCUGUGAUCCACCAUUGAAGAAGGUAUUUGGAGAUGAUAAGAUGAAGUUUUCAUUGGUUUCACAGAAGAUCUCUCAUCACCUUUCACCACCGCAGCCCAUACAUUUAGAUCACAGGAUUCGGCUAUCUGGGAAUUGCCCUGCAGGUCAUGCUUGCUAUGAUGUUUUGGUGGAUAUUCCUUUCCCAUUGCAGAAGGAAAUGUCUUCCUUUCUUGCAAAUACAGAGAAGCACAAAGAAAUUGAGGCUUGUGAUGAAGUGAUUUGUGCUUCAAUUAAGAAAAUUCAUGAGCAUCGACGAAGGAGAGCAUUUUUCCUUGGUUUUAGCCAGUCACCGGUGGAGUUCAUAAAUGCUCUAAUUGCUUCUCAAAGUAGGGACUUGAAGCUUGUUGCUGGGGAAGCAAGUCGUAAUGCUGAGAAGGAACGCCGUGCUGACUUCUACAAUCAACCAUGGGUUGAAGAUGCUGUUAUCCGUUAUUUAAAUCGUAAACCAGCAGGUGGUAAUGAUGCUCCUAGUAGUGCAUGAGCAUUUGAUGAAUUAUUUUCCAUAAAAUCAAUUUAGAUUUGCAGCCAAUGAAGUUGUAAGGUAACAAUGAUUGUACUUUCAGGGUCUCGGUACUUUUCUUAAUCCAUUCCUUGUAUCAGGUUAUUAAUUUUGAACACUCUGUAUAAAUUAUAUUUUGCAGAACAGUUUUGAAUCAUUCUGUUCAAGUAGAAGGUCCCGACAUAUUUUAAGAUGAUGUGCGUUGUAGUGCUUAUGAAGAA